Molecule: messenger RNA, 1645 nt
Organism: Coregonus clupeaformis (lake whitefish)
Lineage: Eukaryota; Metazoa; Chordata; Actinopteri; Salmoniformes; Salmonidae
Gene: tsen2
Product: TSEN2 tRNA splicing endonuclease subunit
Exons: 11
Coding region: 110-1537 (475 amino acids)
Biological process (GO): tRNA splicing, via endonucleolytic cleavage and ligation; tRNA-type intron splice site recognition and cleavage
Cellular component (GO): tRNA-intron endonuclease complex
Molecular function (GO): tRNA-intron lyase activity; nucleic acid binding
Source: RefSeq, a predicted model, not a curated record
UUGAACAGCGUGUGUUCACAUUGCCGCUUGUACUAGUAAUGUACCGCAUCCAUACAAGAGGAGAAGGCAGAUAACACCUGUGUUGUCCGAUAGGUCCAUCCUUAACGCCAUGACGGACGCGGUGUUCCAGGCGCCCAAACGGCGGGCCAGAGUGUAUGAGGCGUAUGACGCCCCGUUCCCGGUCCCUCUGGCUGCGGAGGAAGCGAGGCUGCAGCAGACCCUAAUCUACAGAGCAGAGAUGGUCAACCAGCAUGUGAUAGUCAGGGACCCUGAACACAUACAGGCUCUCUACGGCAAGGGUUACUUUGGUAAAGGCAUCUUAUCAAGAAGCAGACCAGACCACAGUAUCUCACACCAAUGGGAAAAGUUUGGUGAGAGAGUUCUGCCUGUCAUCUCCCUGAUCAAGUACCAGAAGCAUUUGAGCUGGGCACGGGACGUACUCCUAGCUCAGGGAUUGGAGGAGGAUGUUGUCAAUCAGAUGCUGCAGAGACUUUGUCAGCCAAUGGAGCCAGAGCUCAGAGAGGAAAAUGGACAUGAUGACAGAAGAGAGGAAACCGGGUCAGGGGCAGGUAAACUCCAGGACAUGGCCUCAGAGCAGGCAGGGACAGGGGAACAGCAGGUCCAGGCCUUAGCCUCCUGCAGCCCAGACGAUCAGGGGGAGCAGGACAGUGAGUGUCCCCAGGCUAAGAGGCCUAGGAGGCAGGGAGACGGUCGGUUCGACCCCCUGGCUGAGCUGUACCCCCAGGAGCCCCAGCAGAUAGACCAGGCGGCCCUGGAUACGGUCCGGUGCUCCAAGCAUGAUGACUGGCUGGUUGACUGUGGCUGUCGCCUGGAGGACAGCGUGCUGGAGACCCUUACCCUGCAGGGAGACAGACAGGCAGAGGCAGACCGUGGGUAUGAGUAUGUACUGGUGAUGGAGGAGGAGGAAGAGGAAGAGGAGAACAGUGUUGUCAAGCAGGGUAGACCAGGGCCAGGGAUGACGGUGAGGAGAGUGUGUAGAGUCAACCCCUUCAGACUGCUAGAGUACCUACAACUGACUCUGGAGGAGGCUUUCUUCUUGGUCUAUGCAUUAGGAUGCCUUUCAGUUUACUACAAUGAGGAGCCGUUGUCUGUGCUCCAGCUGUGGGAGAUGUUCCGGUCGGUCCAGCCCCACUUUGAGACUUCAUACAUGGCCUACCAUUACUUCCGCAGCAGGGGGUGGGUGCCCAAGCCUGGGGUGAAGUACGGGACUGACCUCAUGCUUUACCGAAAAGGACCACCUUUCUACCAUUCAAGUUACUCUGUGGUGGUUGAGAAGGUACACCAGCCGUGCAGAGGAGGGGCUCUACGUCCGUUCAGCUGGAGGUCUCUGGCUGCUCUCAGCAGGAUUACCGGCAACGUUUCCAAGGACUUGAUGCUGUGCUACAUCAUCUACCCAUCUCACCUGACAGAGGAACAUCUCUCCUCUCCAGACUGUCUCUGCAGGGUCACAGUUCAGGAGAUUAUUUUAAGCAGAUGGAUAUCAUCACGAGAACGGACAGAGACGGACGACAUAUGACAUGACAUCUUAACUUUUUUGUCUGCUGUGUACAUAGUGUCUUCAGAAAGUAUUCACACCCCUUGACAUUUUCCACAUUUUGUUACGUUACAGCCUGAAUUUAAAAUG